AUGAUAACAAUACAAUAUUUUUUAAUAUUUUCUUAAAUAAUAAAAAAUGGAAAUUGAGAAAGGGACUUUUAUAAGAGAUUACGAUAUUACAGCUAUUUCAGAAACUUUAAAUUUAUAUCAGAAAAUUGAGGGAGAUGUAAGUUGUGUUGUUUGGGAUGCAUCAAUAGUAUUAGCAAAAUAUUUGGAGAAAAGAAAUUCGGAAAAAAAAGACUUCUUGAAUGGAAACAAAGUGGUUGAAUUAGGAGCUGGUUUGGGAUGUGUAGGACUCACAGCAGCUUGUUUAGGGGCACAAGUUAUUUCAACAGAUUUGCCGGAAUGCAUUCCUCUAUUAAAUUUAAAUAUCAGUAAGAAUGAGCAAGUCUGGUCUAAAUAUGGGCAAAUCAAAUCUUCACCUCUCAAAUGGGGUGAAAGUAACGACUUGAAUAUAAUUCCAGAUAAAAUACUUUUAGCCGAUUGCGUUUAUUAUGAAGAGUCCAUCCAACCUUUGAUUGAAACUUUGGUUGAACUAACAGGUCCUGAAACAGAAAUAUUCCUUUGCCAAGAAAUGAGGGAAUCUGAGAAUCAACAGAAAUAUUGGAAAAUCUUCAUGACUAAUCUGGAGAAGCAUUUCAAAAUGAGACAUGUCCCGCCCACUGAACAAGAUGAGGAUUUUUUCAGCUUGGACAUUGUUCUUUAUAAGUUAGAGAAGCGACGGUGACUCGAUUCGAUUCUUUAAAAAAAAAGUACAUAUCACUUUUUAACUAUUAUUCAUAUGAGUAAUGAAGAAAUUAUUGGAAGAGAAAAUAAGUGGACCAAUAUAGAAAUAUAUAAUAUAUUUUCAUUAAUAAGUAUAAUUUGUUAUAAAGUUUCUAUAAAAAUUUAAUACAUAUUAAUUACUUUAUUAUCGUCUA
Harmonia axyridis is the source of this 890-nucleotide messenger RNA. Its product is annotated as protein N-lysine methyltransferase METTL21D-like. Gene Ontology annotation, biological process: peptidyl-lysine methylation. The record is from RefSeq and is a predicted model, not a curated record. Gene Ontology annotation, cellular component: cytoplasm; cytosol. The transcript is spliced from 3 exons. Gene Ontology annotation, molecular function: protein-lysine N-methyltransferase activity. Lineage: Eukaryota; Metazoa; Arthropoda; Insecta; Coleoptera; Coccinellidae. Bases 47 to 697 code for a protein of 216 amino acids.